Symbiodinium pilosum is the source of this 756-nucleotide messenger RNA. The record is from the annotation of a GenBank genome assembly. NCBI's taxonomy places the organism in Eukaryota, Dinophyceae, Suessiales, Symbiodiniaceae.
AUGCUGGGCCUGGACGACUCCGAGGAGCCUCCGCAAGAGGAAGCCUACUUGGAGAUUUCUGCCUUUCCAAGCUUCACAGAGCUCCUUGCAGCCUCUGAGCAGUAUGCACGUCACAGCGGCUGCCGCUUCCGACGGGCCGCAUUCGAGGAUUUGGAGGAAGGUUCUGAUCCGGACCUUCGGGCUUCUAAAGUUCAAGCCGCCCCAGUUGUGAAGGAGUUUCUGGCGAGACUGGAAGGGUCUCCAGACCAGGCGCUGCUGAAGGACUUUAACGAAGCGUUUCACAUCCUGUGGAGGGAGAGUAUGCGCAGCUCCAUGGUGGCAAGGUGCCACCAGUUGGAUCUAUGGCCGCCAAGCCCUGCGCCUAUUGGCAUUGCGGAGGACGACGUUGACUACGAGGCAGACGCUACGUCUCUGUUUGUCAUUGCCCAGCGCUUGUACAACGAAGACCGUCAACGUGACGCAUCAACUGUCAGGCGUUUGUCUACGGCAUCCUUCCUUGCCGACUUCGCAUAUGAAGCGGGCAUUCCGACUCCGGAGUUCUUCCGAAGCAGGAAUCCGGUCGUUGACAAGUUUGAGAAGAUGGCAGAUGAAUAUGAGGAGAAGAUGUUCUCAUCGGCACCACGUCGCCCUCACAAAUGGUGGCUGCCAUGGAACAUGAUUUGGGAUGCGGGUUCUUGGCUCUACAGCGUCUUCUCACGAGCGUUUCGACCCAUUAUGGAUGCCGCCUGCACGUCGCGCCAGAAGAAGCUCGAAUGA